GUUGGUUUGUGCUAGCUUGUGAUAAAGCUAUUUGAAAUUAGAAGUACAUGGAAUAAUGGUAUUCAGUAUUGAAGACCGCCGUGGUCGAGUAUUUUGCUACCCCAAGGCCACGUUUUGCUUUUGGUAAUGCUCAGCCAGAAAAAGCCCCAUAAAGAAGGAACUAAGAGUGAAAAGCUCAUUCAUGAAGAAAAUGUACGGACACUCAAGUUCUACCGUUAUUUGUUUCUGUCCUGUUAUAUAGUUUAUUUCGUUAUCACUUUAACAUUUUUCUGGUCAACCUAUACGAAACGUUACAUAGCGUUAUCACUAGGAUGCUUCGGUGCUUGUUUAGCUGCUUAUAAAUUUAUGUCCUACAUGGCUUCACCAUCUUACGCUGUCAACGAAAGAGGAACUCGUCAACUGGUGGAUGCCGGCCUAGAUUUAAAUAUAGGAUCCGGUGGACUUGGAGAACAAGCUAAAGAUGCAAUAAUCAUGUGCAGUUUAGUCACUAUAUUAAGCUUAAUUCAUCAAUAUUUCUGGUUCCUCUUAUUAAUUAUUCCUAUUCGGUUAUUCUACGUGCUUUGGGUAAAUAUCUUGGCACCGUGGAUAUUUGAUCCAAAUCAAGAAACUCAGGUAAAUGAAAAGAAACAAAAGAAAAUGGAACGAAAAAUGAGACGAGUUGGUCAUCUGAUGCAUGGUACAGACAGAGCUGUCGGCCGAGCUAAUUAGAUAACGAAGUGUUAUAAUGAGAAAUGGUUAUCAUCAUUCUGAGUAUUGUAUUUUAUUCUAUGGAUAUUUCCAUCCCUUAUCUCGUAUUAUUCUUACAUGAUAUUCUUUCUUUGUCCUUUUUAGUACAUAUUGAUAUCUGUACAGUAAUUUAUAUUAUGUAUAGUUUCUGAAAUGACUGAUUUGUUUCUUAUUGAUAUUAUUCCUAGUAUUGUUUUAUUUAUUCUCAAAUAUGCACAGUGGUAAAUAAUUCUAUCAUUAUUUUCUUUUUUUCUAUCGUUUGACUUAAAUAAUAUUGUGAAUGUCUUUUAUUAAUCAAAGAAGAGGAAAAUUUCUGUACUUCUCCUUGUUUCUAGCUAUUCGGUCAACAAGUAACUUCUUGGAAUUCGCUCAGUGGUUUAAAGGUUAUAUGAGGACCUGGGUUCGACUACUGGUAAAGUUGUGAGUACUAUUUGCCAAGGAGUGUUACACUAGGACAAAAUAG
This is a messenger RNA of Schistosoma guineensis, 1189 nucleotides long. The record is from the annotation of a GenBank genome assembly. NCBI's taxonomy places the organism in Eukaryota, Metazoa, Platyhelminthes, Trematoda, Strigeidida, Schistosomatidae.